This is a messenger RNA of Cyprinus carpio (common carp), 4444 nucleotides long. Its product is annotated as synaptotagmin-1-like. Gene Ontology annotation, molecular function: calcium-dependent phospholipid binding; phosphatidylserine binding; calcium ion binding. NCBI's taxonomy places the organism in Eukaryota, Metazoa, Chordata, Actinopteri, Cypriniformes, Cyprinidae. Gene Ontology annotation, biological process: cellular response to calcium ion; synaptic vesicle endocytosis; regulation of dopamine secretion. The record is from RefSeq and is a predicted model, not a curated record. Gene Ontology annotation, cellular component: synaptic vesicle membrane; dense core granule; axon.
UGCUACUUGAUUAGCCUUGUUCUUUAGUCAUCAGAAGUUGCAUGAAAUAUUUAUAUCCUCAAGUAUUAUUGUAUUAAUGCAUGAUGCAAAUUAAAAGUGUUCAUAAGACAACUCUAGAUGGAGUCAUCUGUUGAUGAUGUUGUUUCACAGCUGACUUUAAUUGCAGGACUGCAAAACCUGGGCAUGCUAACGGUUCAUUAAAGUAUUCCGUUUUUUUCAGUUUUUCUUGCAUUUAGCUUAAUUCACUUUGUAGUGUUGCAUAUGUGCUAUGAAGUGGUAUCAACCCAGAGAAAUGACAGUAGAUAAUGAAAACAAUAGGAGAAAGAGUAUUUAUGCAGCACGUUUUUUCCCGCACACCCACAAAUUAUAUGGAACACUGGCACUUUAACCCUAGUUAGCACGCUAAUUGCAUUAACAUGCUCGCAAUAGUACACUUCUACCAGAAUAAUUGACAAAGUCAGCUUAAUUCGCGGUGUAAGGAUGCUGGCUUUGAGACCAUGCCAAGACCACUCAGAUCCCAAAUUAGAGACAUUGAUUUUCGAGCACAAAGCACAGUGAAGAGGAACAGACAGAUAAUUAACAACACUCUUUAACCCAGUGUGCAAUUCCAGAAUGUCACACUUUAUCAGCCUCAAACCCAAUGCGAACAGAUAUACUAUAGCUGCUAUAUGAUGUUUACCCUCCAACAUUGUGUAAUAGUACUUUCAAAAUAGAAAAAAGAAAUGGCUACAGCCAUUGAAAUUCUUAUAAUCAAUAUUUUGCAACACAACCCUUCUGAAUAAAUCAAACCAGACUAAGGUGGUUAACUGGUCUCCCAACUGGACCAAGCUGGUUAGUUUUAGAGGGGUUUGGGUCACUUGUCAUCUGGUCUGUCAGCUGGAAGACCAGCUGAAGACCAUCUUGGUCAGGUUAGGAGACCAGCUAAACCAGGUAAGGCUAACAUGCAAACUUAGGCUAAUUUAACCUGUUGUUUUUAGCAGGGAAACACCCAAAUAUAGAUUGGAAUACCCAUGCUAAUUGAAUAAAUAUGAGAGGUUAAUGAAUCGUCACUCUUACUUAGCCAAUUAGCGCAGGUAUUAAGAACGAUACACAACAAUCAGAGUGAUAUGCCAGGGUACAAAGUCCUGCACAACAAACAACGUUUGUUUUAUUGUUAGCAGAAGGAGCUUUGAGCUUCUCAGCAGUCAUUUCUCCUGGUGUGCCCAGACUCAUGUGGUCACCUUUGUGUGUGGUUGUUUUAAUUUGUGUCUCUUCCUUCCAUGUCCUCCUUAUCUAUGUUUUGUCUGAUGACUUUGCGGGAUUGCCACUGGCGGCCUUGAAGGAUGAGGAUGAUGCGGAAACAGGGCUGACGGAUACAGAGAAAGAGGUGGAGCCUAAGGAAGAAGAGAAACUUGGCAAAUUACAGUACUCCUUGGAUUACAAUUUCACAGAGAAUACGCUCAUAGUGGGGAUCAUCCAAGCAGCAGAGCUGCCUGCCAUGGAUAUGGGUGGCACUUCUGACCCCUAUGUAAAGGUCUACCUUCUUCCAGACAAGAAGAAGAAAUUUGAGACCAAGGUCCACCGGAAGACAUUGAAUCCUGUUUUCAAUGAGCAAUUCACCUUUAAGGUUCCCUACAUUGAGCUUGGAGGGAAAACUCUAGUGAUGACGGUAUAUGAUUUUGACCGCUUCUCCAAACAUGACGCCAUUGGAGACGUGAAGGUGCCCAUGAACAAGGUUGACUUUAGUCAUGUGACUGAAGAGUGGAGGGACCUCCAGAGCGCUGAGAAAGAAGAGCAAGAGAAGCUGGGUGACAUCUGUUUCUCUCUGCGGUAUGUGCCCACUGCUGGCAAACUGACCGUGGUCAUUCUGGAGGCCAAGAACCUGAAGAAGAUGGAUGUCGGUGGCCUUUCAGAUCCCUACGUCAAGAUUCACCUGAUGCAGAACGGCAAGCGGCUGAAGAAGAAGAAGACGACAAUCAAAAAGAACACCCUUAAUCCUUACUACAAUGAAUCUUUCAGUUUCGAAGUGCCAUUCGAACAAAUCCAGAAAGUUCAAGUUGUUAUAACUGUUCUGGACUAUGACAAGAUUGGAAAGAACGAUGCCAUCGGCAAAGUGUUUGUGGGCUUGAACAGCACAGGCACCGAGAUCCGUCACUGGUCAGAUAUGCUGGCCAACCCGAGGAGACCCAUCGCUCAGUGGCACGUGCUCAAGCCGGAGGAGGAAGUAGAUGCCCUGCUGGCAGCUCAGAAAAAAUAGAGCAGCCCGAGCCCAACCAGCCCUUCCCCCCUUCCCACAAACCUGCCCGUGUAGUGCUCUUUACCCAGUGCGUGUAAAUACCUCAGUGAUAUAAGGAUUCAUGCACCCUCACUCCUAAUUUCGUGUCUAAGAAAACCGCCUUCUUGAGAUGUUGUGUUGUUACGUCGGUUUCGACCCCUCGCCCCCUUCCUUCCUUCCGUCGAUAAACUCUCUCUGUCCUUUGUUGUUUCAUCUCCAUCCACGACCUUAAAAGUCCCCAACCAAAUGCCCCCUUCUUUUAAGCAAUAUGAUCUGUAUAGAUAGAGCAUGACUGGAGGAAUUUAUUGUACCACAGGUGUAUAUAUCAGUAUGCAGACGAAAAUGAUUUCUAGUUUAUGUGUUUGUAUGUUGUUACCCGUUUCCUAAACUGUGUAUAUCUUGAUGUUUUUAAUAAGAUGUUCUAUUUUAAAUUAUGUAAAUGCUGACAUAAAAGAGCCAAUAUUAUAUAUAACGGGAUUUAAGAAUUUUACCUUAUUGCAUUCCACUAAAUUAUACGAUAUAUCUCUAAUAUAAAUAUUUACGAGUUAAAGAUUUCCAACCUGCAAAACGCUAGUGGAGGUACACUCACUUCGUAAAGGACGGUUUGCGCUUCAUGUUUACAUUAAAAAAAGCUUACACGAUAAACACACACACUGAACACGAAGGCCAUUAACUAAUAUGGUUUCAUGGUAUAAAUAUAAUAUGCUGCUGACAAUUAUACAAGCACAUGAUUUCGUAAGAACUUUUUGUACUAAUUUAUCAAACUGAGGACCUGUAUGCUUCGCAUAAACCACUUUAAUCGAAGGAAUUCUUCUUACUUGAAGAAGACCAAUCAGCCUUUUCUUUUGAUUUCUCAUACAGUAAUGCUGUUAAGUUUUAUUAAAACGGGUCCCCGGGUUGCUUCUUUCUUGUUUUCUGUCCUUCGAUUCCCAAAUCCUCUCGAAUCCAAUUUGGCAUCUUCGCGUAAAUUGACCAUUUAUAGGACAGUCUCAAGCUGUAGCCAUUGUGUCCUUGAAUUUGUGAAUCACUUCCUUUUCUCGUCGUUGGACUCGUUUCGUUGAGGAAUUUACAGUUCAGCCUCCAAAAGAAGGAGUUCUGACUAGCUUUAAGACAACUAUUUUUUAGAUUAAGUCAACGUCUGAAUAUUUUUGGUAACUGCAUGAUUUUUUUUUUACGAUCUUUGCUAAAGGCCGGGUAACGGGGGGAUUUAUUUACUCCGGGGCGUCUUUCAAGAGACUCCCUUGCCUUCAAUCAGAAGUAAUCAAACGUUGUGGGACGGAAAGUUUUGAAGCGGUCCCCAACGAGUCGAUAAUGAUGAGGGAAGGAGGAGAGGCGAGCUUUUAAACACUGCCAUUGUUUUCAGGGAGGUACGACUCCUCCCUCCACGCACACGCCACUCGGAUUGUGGUUGUACUGUAGCUUUGGGGAACAAUGUAUUUUGGCUGCAACGGUGCCCUAAACAGCAGUUUUUGCUUUCUGUUGCCUUUUCACAGUGACAAUAGAGUUAGCCAUGCUUAACUGCCAAUCCCUUCCCCCGUGGCUACUGUUUUGCACUGUACAGUCAAGGAACGGACAAUUUCUUGUUGAGAAAAGUCAUUUCGGUCUGUAGCGCAAGAAAGCAAACCGGCCACCAACCGGUUUGGAUACCACGAGCAUUAGCGAAUCUUUAACAAUAACCAUAAAAGUUAAUGGUCUGUACAGGUGAUAAUAUUCUUUACUACGGGUCUAACAAGAGGGCGAGUAGAUGUUUAGUCCAUUAAAUCCAUGAGUUAUCUUGGAGGAACCUCUCGCAUACACUAGAUGCUAGCUUCAGGAGGAGUUUCUAAGUGUUUUCAAUGUUGCUGUGUAGGUGAUAGCCCUGUUACUUAAAAAUAAAAGGAGAAAAAAGCUAUUCGUCAUUCCAUAGGAGUCAUUAGGGAGUGAGUUGUGUAUCACUGUGACUGCAGUGUGUGCUUAGCGUUGUAGUUUUCAGUAGGUAGCCGCCAUCUUGUACUAUAGUGACGUUGUGCUGCCAUCCCCCAUCACACCACGAGAGUACGAAAGAGAGUGAUGAUUUCCAAUAAACGUUACAGAGCGUGCACUUGCGGGUCAGUUCACACAGCAUUUUGUUGAGCACUGUGCAAUACUUGUAUGUUCAUUCCCUAGUGUUUAAACGGGUCGGCAUCUCUCAGUAGGGGACAAAAAAAAAGA